Rhopalosiphum maidis (corn leaf aphid) is the source of this 875-nucleotide messenger RNA. Its product is annotated as flightin. The record is from RefSeq and is a predicted model, not a curated record. The transcript has 4 exons. Lineage: Eukaryota; Metazoa; Arthropoda; Insecta; Hemiptera; Aphididae. Bases 165 to 764 code for a protein of 199 amino acids.
CAAUGGCACAUUUUGCGAUCCCUGAAAUAUUGGGCAUGAGCCAUACUCAUGGUCACAAGCAAAUUAUAAGUUGUAUGGUCCAAAGGGGUGAUCGAUUCAUUUAAGCUUUCAGUCGGUACUUUAUUAGAUUGGAAUUCAGUUAAGUCAAAUUACAUACAUCUAACAUGGCUGAUCCUGAUGCACCUGCCUGGAUGCUCGACGAUGACGUCGUAGACGAAUCUACUAAUGCCGGUGGUGAUGAAGAAGUAGUCGAAGAGGAUACUGCACCGGUCCAAAAAGUUGAAGCGCCUAAACCACCAGCUGAAUGGAGGAAAACUUAUAAGCUCGCUAUCGAGGAGAAAGACAGGCGUAAGAUUUUCAGACACUGGGCCCGACCGACCAGACUUCAGUAUCAAAUAUUGUACGACUACCAGAGUAAUUACUACGACGACUACAUAACGUACAUGAACAGGCGACAAAGGGGACUGUAUGACCCGGUCCCUGUGCCACAGACGUGGGAGGAACGCGUGCUCAGGACGUGUACCAAAGACGGCCGCCGUCUGUCGUCGUCUGACUUCCCGCUGGUUAAGUCCAAGCUCAACGACUACAUGGUAAUACCAUCCGUGUGCCGGGCUGAUCACGACAAGCAUUACUACUACAGACAGUACUACGACCAACUCAUCGGUACACCUUGGGUUACGUUGUCAACAUUAGGUCGUAAUCCUAAUAUGUUGAGUGUACCACGGCCAACCAUUAAAGACCGAUUGCAUGCUCAAAAUAUCUAAAUUUUUAUUUUGGACGCUGCAGACAAAUUAGACUUACAACAAAUUCUGCUGUACAAUAUACAUAUUAUGUAUUAUAGAACCAUCAACCAAUAAAACUGAAUUUCUACAUUA